Messenger RNA from Dovyalis caffra, 237 nucleotides. The record is from the annotation of a GenBank genome assembly. NCBI's taxonomy places the organism in Eukaryota, Viridiplantae, Streptophyta, Magnoliopsida, Malpighiales, Salicaceae.
AUGCUCUUUUCACCAGAACCUGACAUAAGAAUAUGUUACAAGCAUCCCAGGAGCUUCGAAACCUUUGAAGACUCCUUCGAGUUCUUCUCAACAUCAACCCGGAACUUGUUCUCUUUUGGGCAUGUUAUGAAGUCAGUUUUCUUCAGCGUUGCUCGACAGAUUGGACAUAGCCCAGUUGUUGGAGUUCGCCAACUGGAGAGGAGAUAUUCCUGCACAUCCUACGUGCACAUGGUGUGA